Molecule: messenger RNA, 4152 nt
Organism: Folsomia candida
Lineage: Eukaryota; Metazoa; Arthropoda; Collembola; Entomobryomorpha; Isotomidae
Product: 5-oxoprolinase
Exons: 31
Coding region: 234-3998 (1254 amino acids)
Biological process (GO): glutathione metabolic process
Cellular component (GO): cytosol
Molecular function (GO): 5-oxoprolinase (ATP-hydrolyzing) activity
Source: RefSeq, a predicted model, not a curated record
CAUGUGGCAGCUGCUAAAAACACCAGCAGAAAAAGAUCUGUUAAAGCAUAUUUGAGUUGACCACAUUCAGCAACGUCUAAAUAAUCUGGCUGGAUUAUUUUAACGAAGGAAGAUUAUAAUACUACCAAGGUCGGCCAAAGAAUCAACAACCUGAUUGAUGAUUGUAGAUGAGCAUAAAUAAAUCCGGAAAAGAGCAACCCAGGCAAUCGGUGUGACCACAAUCAUUAGGCAAGAUGAAAUUCAAAUUCGCCGUCGAUCGUGGAGGCACGUUUACUGAUAUCAUAGCGAGAUGCCCUUCGGGCGAAAUAAAGGUCAUGAAGUUGCUCUCGGUGGAUGAGUCAUAUCCUGAUGCUCCACGGGAAGGGAUUCGUCGUAUCAUUGCUCAAGAGACUGGGGUGGACAUCAAGGGACCAGUGGACGCUUCUGCAAUUGAAUGGAUCCGAAUGGGAACCACGGUGGCAACAAAUGCAUUGCUAGAACGAAAAGGCGAAAGGAUGGCUUUACUGAUAACCUCCGGAUUUCGAGAUUUACUACACAUUGGAAAUCAAGCCCGACCAAAGAUUUUUGACCUGAGCAUAGCAAUGUUGGAGAACCUUUAUGAAGAAGUUUUAGAGAUUGACGAGCGAGUGGUCACGGACAGGACGGACUGCCAAUUGUCACCCGAGUUGAAAGAAUCCUGGAAAACCGGUACUACUCUGAACAAUGAAAAAGUUUGGAUCGCAAAAGAAAUUGAUUUGGAUUCGGUUCGUUCCUCAUUGAUUGGGUUGAAGAACAAAGGCAUCAAGUCAAUUGCCAUAUUAUUACUUCAUUCCUACUCUUAUCCUCAGCAUGAAUUGAAACUUCGGAAUCUCGCAUUAAGUCUUGGGUUCUCUCAUGUCUCACUGUCUUCUGAGGUAAUGCCAAUGAUAAGAGCUGUUCCUAGAGGUACGACCACAUCUGCAGACGCUUAUCUUACCCCUCUGAUUAAAGAAUAUCUGAACGGAUUUUCGUCUGGAUUUACGGGGUUGGGACAAUCACAAGUACUUUUUAUGAAAAGUGACGGAGGACUGACCCCCAUGGAAGAAUUUUGUGGCAGUCGUGCAAUAUUAUCGGGGCCGGCUGGAGGUGUUGUAGGCUAUUCAAAAUGCUGUUACGAUGAAUAUAAAGUUCCUGUGAUUGGGUUCGACAUGGGAGGGACUUCUACAGACGUAUCCAGAUAUGACGGGCAUUUUGAACACACAUACGAAUCCAUAACUGCUGGAGUAACUAUUCAAACCCCACAACUCGACAUCUCUACAGUGGCAGCUGGGGGUGGGUCCAAAUUAUUUUUCCGAUCUGGAAUGUUUAUCGUGGGUCCAGAAUCUGCCGGGGCGCAACCGGGACCAGUGUGUUACGACAAAGGAGGUUCUGAACUCACAAUCACGGACGCAAAUCUCGUGCUUGGAAGAAUACUUCCCGAAUUUUUUCCAAAAAUCUUUGGGCCUAAUAAUAAUAUGCCCCUAAACAAAGACAAAACUCUGGAAUUGUUCAACAAACUAACAGAUGAAAUUAACAGAUUUCUGGAAGCGCAAAAUGACGCUAAACGCAUGACUGUUCAUGAAGUCGCGAUGGGCUAUGUUCGAGUAGCAAAUGAAACGAUGUGUCGACCGAUACGAGCCAUCACACAAGGCAAAGGGUACGAUACCUCUGUUCACAUGUUGGCGUGCUUUGGAGGAGCUGGAGGGCAACAUGCUUGUGCCAUCGCUAGCUCUUUGGGGAUUUCCUCCGUCUUUGUUCCGAAAUAUGCUGGAAUUUUAAGUGCAGUUGGAAUAUUUUUGGCCGAUGUGGUAUACGAGGCUCAGGAACCUGUUGGAAAGGUUUAUAGAAAAGAAACUAUUUCGUAUUUCGACGCAAAGUUUGCUGACCUUGAAAAACACUGCACAGAACACUUGACCAAAUCUAUGAAAUUCUUUAAAGUGGAGAUUGAAAGAUUUUUACAUCUUCGUUACGAUGGAACAGAUUGUGCCUUAAUGUGCCUUCCAAAAGAUACUACAAAUUCUGAAACAACUAGCAAAUAUGGAGAUUUUAUUUCCAGUUUUGUGGAGAGGUAUAGCAAGGAAUUUGGAUUCACGAUCCAAGGACGAGAUAUCAUAGUUGACGACAUAAGAGUUCGUGCGGUUGGGCUAACUGAUAAGGAUUCUGGACAAGAUUUAGAAAUUGCUGAUUCCAAAAUACCAGACUGCAAAAUUAAAUGUGACGUUUAUUUUGACGCCGUUGGUCUUGUAGAAUCUCCAGUUUAUUUAUUAAGCGAGUUAAAAUCGGAUCAUUCUAUCCAAGGACCGGCGAUAAUCAUGGAUUCUUUGAGUACAAUUUUAAUCGAACCAGCAGCUAUUGCUGAAAUAACAAAGAAAGGGGACAUUUUAGUCCGGUUGGAAUCUUCUCUCGGUAGGCGAGUUAAAAUUGGGACAGAACUUGAUACAAUUCAACUCAGUAUAUUUUCGCAUCGAUUCAUGAGUAUUGCGGAACAAAUGGGAAGAAUUUUACAACGGACUUCUAUUUCCACAAAUAUUAAAGAAAGACUGGACUUUUCAUGUGCAAUAUUCGGCCCAGACGGGGGACUCGUCAGCAACGCACCUCAUAUUCCAGUUCACCUAGGUGCCAUGCAGGAAGCUGUGCAAUAUCAGCUUCAAACUUUGGUCGACGAUUUAAAGCCAGGCGAUGUUCUUUUGAGCAAUCAUCCCAUUGCUGGUGGGUCACACCUUCCAGAUCUGACUGUAAUAACUCCAGUCUUCCUUAAAUCAGGUGGAAAUGGGAAGCCAAUAUUUUUUGCGGCGAGUCGGGGACACCAUGCUGAUAUCGGAGGAAUUACUCCCGGCUCCAUGCCACCACAUUCAAAAUCGUUGUGGGAGGAGGGUGCCGUCUUCACAAGUUUCAAACUUGUGUCUGAGGGAACUUUUAGAGAGAAGGAAUUGAUUGAUGAGCUUAAUGCUCCAGCAAAAUACCCAGGCAGCUCUGGGACAAGAAAUUUGCAAGACAAUCUGUCAGACUUACGAGCACAAGUCGCUGCGAAUCAAAAGGGCAUCAAUUUAAUUCUGGAUUUGGUAGACGUUUAUACCUUAGAAGUUGUUCAAGCUUACAUGCUGCAUAUCCAAACUAAUGCAGAGGUAGCCGUAAGGCAAAUGUUACGAGAUUUUGGCCAAAGCUUGGGGACCAACGUUCUGGAAGCUAGUGAUUUUCUUGAUGAUGGAACUGAGAUUAAACUGACUGUGACUAUCGACAGUGAUAAGGGAAAUGCCACUUUCGAUUUUACCGGAACUGGUUAUGAAGUGUGGGGAAACCUAAAUGCACCAAGAGCUAUCACAGUGUCGGCAAUAAUCUACUGUCUUCGGUGUUUAGUAGCUCAGGAUAUCCCACUCAAUCAGGGUUGUCUUGUUCCAAUUAAAAUUAUCAACCCUCAAGGAAACAUUCUUUGUCCUUCCGAGGAUGCAGCAGUUGUUGGAGGAAACGUCUUAACUUCACAGCGUGUUGUUGAUGUCAUUCUAAAAGCUUUUCAAGCAUGUGCGGCUUCACAAGGUUGUAUGAAUAAUGUAACUUUUGGGCAUGAAACUGUUGGGUACUACGAAACCAUUGCUGGUGGGGCUGGAGCUGGACCAACAUGGCAUGGAAGAUCUGGAGUUCAUACACACAUGACCAACACUAGGAUCACUGACCCAGAAAUUUUAGAAAAGAGGUACCCAGUCAUUCUUCAACAUUUCAGUUUGGAGAGGGGAACUGGAGGAGUUGGAAAAUUCAACGGAGGAGAUGGCGUUCGCCGAGAAGUUAUGUUCCGAAGAAAUAUGACCUUAUCUGUUUUGUCUGAACGCCGUGCGUUUUCUCCGUAUGGAAUGAAAGGGGGGUCGGAUGGAUGCAAGGGGAAAAAUCUACUAAAGACUAGAAACAAAACCAUCAACCUUGGCGCAAAGACAUCAGUUCCUGUGAAGCCUGGGGACGUAUUUAUACUUCUGUCCCCCGGUGGAGGUGCCUAUGGUACUGCCGAUUAAAUCGUAGUCUGUCAAACACAUGCAUGCAUAAAUUCCUCCAAUGAAGUGAAUAAAAGUUUGAUGCAUAUAUUUAUGUAUCUGUAUAUUGAUGGACAAAUUCAUUAGUAGUAUAUCUUGAUAUUUAUUAUUUAUCAAUAAAAAUAUAGAGCAAUGA